GUGAGGAGCUGAAACCUGGAGCAGACCUGCUGUGGAUUUUAAACCUCUGAUUUUAGAGUUUGUGUGGAGAACAGCAAGAAAAUGAGCAAAAGCAAGAAUAAAAGUGACAAUAAGACGGAGAAGGCUUUGGCUGCGGAGAAGGAGCAGUUUGGGAAACAACAGCUUCACUGCAUCAGUAAAACUGUCUCCUCCUCUGAAACUCCUCCUAAAGAGAAAUAUGUCCGCACCAUCAUCAUGGGGACAUACAAGGAUGCUGGAGCUACAACCUUCUGGUCCUACAUCCUGAACCUGCCUCUGUCCUCUCACUCCAUGGUCAGCUGGAAGUUCUGCUACCUGCUGCACAAAGUGCUCCGAGGCGGACACAGAAAUUCUGUCAGAGAUUCUCACAGAUACUGUCACACCGUCAAAGAUAUGGGCAUUCUCUGGGGAAACUUGCAUGACCGUUACGGCCACAUUGUCGCCUUGUCAGCGAAAUACCUCUGCCUCAAAAUGGAGUUCCAUGCCAAGCACAAAGCGAUCCCAGGAAACAUGGAGAUCAGCGAUGAGACGUUGGAGAAGGAGGCAGGAACGGACAUGACCAAAGUCUUGGAUAUGACACAGGAGCUGCUGGGCUGCCUGGACGCUGGAUUGAAGAUGUCUGAGACAGUUUUCAGUCAGCUGGAUGCAAACGGCGCCAAAUCAACGACUCCAGCCGGUCAGUGCAGACUGACGCCUCUGAUCCCGCUCAUCCUGGACUGCAGCUUCCUCUACCACUUCUCUGUUCUCCUGAUGUUCAAACUUCACAGCCGCAUGGCUCCGGAUAUUCUUCUUGGACAUCGAGAGCGGUUCAGAGAUCUGUUUGGAGGCCUCAAGCAGUUCUUCAACAGAGCCCAAGAAAUUGAGUUCUUUAAGACUAUUAUCCGCAUCCCUGAUCUCCCAGAUGAACCUCCAAACUUCCUCCGUGCCGCCGCGUUGGGUGAGUACAAAAAGGCGGUGGUGGUGAUGCCGAACGAGGAGCGUCACGAGGAGGAGGAAGUGGAGACACAACAGACCCCACAGUACUAUCUGAUGAGCCAGAUGGGAGGAUCUGAUCCAGCGGUUGAGCAGAGGGAGAAAGAGAACGACAGUCUGAAGAGAGAGCUGCAGGUCCUCAAACCGGAGCUGCAGCUCAUCAAGACUGAGGCUCAGAAGGCCGUAACCGAGUUAAGGUAUCAGGUGAAUCGCCUGGAAGCCGAGGUGGAGGAGCAGCGCACACACAAACAGAUGGCCAUGGUGGAAAACGAGCACCUGAAGAUGGAGGUGGGGGCUCUGAGGAGCGCUAACGUCGCCGGUGUCGGAGCUCAGAUCGGACUCAAGGAGGCAGACACGAGAGCUCAGGCAGCAGAGGUCAGAUUCACUCAGCUCAAGGAGAGACAUGCAGAGCUGAUCACCAGUCACGCUGACUUAAUGAAGAAGAACGCAGACACAGUGAGGUUUCUGUCCAGUGCACAACAAGGCCAAGACGAUCUGCUGAGAGCCAAACAGCAGAUGGAGAACGAGCUGGCACUACUGCGACAGGAGAAAAGAAACAUGAUGAAUCAGCAACAGGAGGCCGAACGUCUGAACAGAGAACUCCUGGAGCAAAGAGCAGAGUUGGCUCUCCUCCGCAGCACUCUGGAAAACAAAGACAGGGAGGGAUCUCAGGUGAGCAGCAGCCUGGCAGCUCUGCAGGCCGAGCGAGACGUCUUGCUGCGCUCUGCUGCAGAGAGAGACGCCGAGCUGUCCUCCCUGAGACAUCAGGCCCAGCAUCAGCAGGGAUCCCUGGACCUGGAGAGAGACCGGCUCAACCGAGAGCUGGAGGCUCUGAGAGCUCAGCUACAGCAGCAGCUCGCCAUCAACGCAGAGCAGAAGUUGGAGAUCGACCGGCUGAGACGAGAGCUGGACUCGACGCGAGCCGAGCUGACCGUCGCAAACAACGCGCUGAAGAGCAAAGAGAUGAGUGGGACCCACCUGAGCAGCUCACUGGUCGGGCUGCAGGCGGAGAGAGAGGUGCUGCUGCGCUCCAUGAGUGAGAAGGACGCCGAGCUGGGCUCGCUCAGACAGCAGGCUCAGCUCCACCACAGCUCCAUGGAGCAGGAGAGGCAGAGGAGCAGCAUGGAGCUGGGGAACCUGCAUGCUCAGUUACAGCAACAGGCGUGCCGUGAAGGCGAGCUGACCAAGAAGCUGCAGGACGAGCAGUUCGGUCUGCUGCAGUGUGCCGUGGUGGAGGCUGAGGGCAUCAUACUGGACGCUGUGGCCAAACUGGACGACCCCAUACACGUCUGCUGCAUCAGCUCACCUGAUUACUUGGUGAAUCGAGCUGAAAUCACUCUGAGCUCCAUCGACAAAAUGCAGCAGAGUCACUCGGUCUACCUGGGAAACAAGAACGAUGCCAGUGGUUUGUUGAGAUCGGUCACACAGUUCUCCCACCUCGCCGCCGACACGAUUGUCAACGGAGCAGCGACGUCCCACUCUGCUCCCACCGACCAGGCCGACCGUUUGACUGACAGCUGUAGAGACUGCUCCAAUCACUGUCUUCAGUUCUUGAAGGAUUUGAAGUUUCAGGCCAGUUUACCGCGAGCUGACCCGUCUGCGAUCCGCUACACCAUCCAACGACUCCUGGCUUUGGGACAGGAUUUGCGUCCCAAAGGGCAGGACGUGUGCAAAGAAGAGCUCGGAUGCCUGGUGGAUAAAGAGAUGCUCGCUACAUCCACGGCCAUCGAGGAGGCCGUGCUGCGGAUGGAUGAGAUCAUGAAUCAAGCAAGAAGAGACACGAGUGGAGUGAAGCUGGAGGUCAACCAGAGUAUCCUGGGAUCCUGCUCAGACCUCAUGAAGGCUGUUCACAUGCUGGUGACAGCUUCCACUGACCUCCAGAAGGACAUUGUGGAGUCAGGCAGGGGAGCCGCUUCUGUCCCUGAAUUUUAUGCCAAAAACUCUCGCUGGACGGGGGGACUCAUCUCCGCCUCCAAAGCUGUGGGCUGGGGCGCCACACAGCUGCUAGACUCUGCUGACCGGUUUGUGGGUGAUAAUGGAACACAUGAGGAGCUCAUCGCCUGCUCUCAUGAGAUCGCUGCGAGCACGGCACAGCUGGUAGCUGCAUCGAAGGUGAAGGCCGACCGCAACAACAAGAAGCUCACAACACUACAGCAGGCGUCCCGACAUGUAAACGACAUGGCUGCUGUGGUCGUCACGUCCACCAAACAGGGGCAGCGGAGGACCUCUAAUGGUGUGAUGGACUUCUCUGGUCUGUCUCUGAUCAAGCUGAAAACAGAGGAAAUGGAAGCUCAGGUGAAGGUGCUGCAGCUGGAGAGGGAGCUGGAGCUGGAGCGAGUCCGUCUGGGUGAGCUGAGGAAGAGGCACUACGACCUCAACGAAGGCCCCGGUACUGAAGCUGAGGACGGACCAGAUAGCUUCCCACCUCCUCCACCCCCCACUCUGCUGGACUCCACACCUUCACCUCCGUCUUUUUCACCGACACAGCCUUACCUGAACACCCAGAGCUUUCCAUCGACCAACCCGUUCGCACCGGCACCGACUCAGGCUCCGGCUCCGGCUCCGGCAUCGGCUCCGGCACCGGCUCCGGCACCGGCUCCGGCUCCGGUUCCGGCUCCGGCUCCGGUUCCGGCUGUCUCACUGCCACAGACUUACACACCAACACACACCCAGUCCUACACACCUCCUCAAAGCUACACGCCAUCCAGCACCUACACUCCAUCCAGCACCUACACUCCAUCUCUAACAUACACCGCUCCUCAAAGCUACACACCCUCUCAGCCGUAUGUCCCCUCCUCUCAGCCGUACGUUCCCUCCUCUCAGCCGUACGUCCCCCCCUCCCAGCCGUAUGUCCCCUCCCAGCCGUACACCCCCCCCUCUCAGCUGUACACCCCAAGUUCAACCCCAAACCCUCAGUCCCACUUGCAGUCACAGCCGUCGUCAAACACAUCCCUGUCUCCACCCCAGGCGACCCCACAGAGAAGCACAAGCAGCCCAAAACUGUCCAUAAGAAAACCCAACAUCUUCACCAAGUCUGGGAACCUGCUGAAAAAUGCGUUCAAACGAGGGGAAGCUGGGACCGGGGAAUCUUGAACCUGACCACUGAAGAUCUUUUAACCAUCACUGGAACCUUAAAUCUGUUAAACAUGUUUGUUAUCAUAGUGAAGCCUUACAGCAUAUUAUGCCACAACUUGCUUUUGUACAUUGAUUUGAUUUAUGAAAUAUAA
Molecule: messenger RNA, 4217 nt
Organism: Notolabrus celidotus (New Zealand spotty)
Lineage: Eukaryota; Metazoa; Chordata; Actinopteri; Labriformes; Labridae
Product: huntingtin-interacting protein 1-related protein-like
Exons: 33
Coding region: 82-4083 (1333 amino acids)
Biological process (GO): actin filament organization; clathrin coat assembly; endocytosis
Cellular component (GO): clathrin-coated vesicle; actin cortical patch
Molecular function (GO): clathrin-cargo adaptor activity; clathrin light chain binding; phosphatidylinositol-3,4-bisphosphate binding
Source: RefSeq, a predicted model, not a curated record